Pelmatolapia mariae (spotted tilapia) is the source of this 5018-nucleotide messenger RNA. RefSeq names its product RNA binding motif protein 47 (gene rbm47). Gene Ontology annotation, cellular component: nucleus. Gene Ontology annotation, molecular function: mRNA binding. The record is from RefSeq and is a predicted model, not a curated record. Bases 459 to 2300 code for a protein of 613 amino acids. The transcript has 7 exons. Lineage: Eukaryota; Metazoa; Chordata; Actinopteri; Cichliformes; Cichlidae.
CCUCCUGCUCUCUCCUCCACUUCGAGACCUUGUGCACUGGCCCCCUUCUCCCGUCUCCCGCUGUUACGUCUACGAGCGCUGUCGUGACUGGAGCAGAGGAGAGGACAAACAGAGAGGAUCUGAGUCACAAUCCAAAAAAACACCAAAAGGAGAAGAGAAACUUUGACUCGUCCUCUCCUCUGUGUGUGUGUGUGUGUGUGUGUGUGUGCAGUGUGUUUGACAGAAGUGUCUGAGAUCUCUUCUCAUUGUGCUUUGGGGGACCUGUCAUUGAAGACAGGAAGUGCCCUGACAGCGAACACGGAGCCGGAGAGAACCUGACUGUCUGUACAAAGGAAGAUAGAAGGCGGGAGGGGAAGAUGAGAAAGUGACAAGCCGGAUCGUUGCCUUUUGACGCCGACGCCGUGACUACACGUCCCAUCAUCCUACAGGCCCUGAUCUGAUUGGAUGGUUUUGUCAGAAUGACAGCUGAAGAUCCUGCUUCUUCUUCGACCAUGAGUAACAACGUUGCCCCCUCCAAAUCCUCUGGUGCCCAUCACUCUCACCAUGGACAGCUCAACAUCCCUGAGGGUGUUGCCGGUGCACCUAAUGAGGCCGCACUGGUGGCCCUGAUGGAGCGUACUGGCUACAGUAUGGUCCAGGAAAAUGGUCAGCGAAAGUACGGUCCCCCUCCCGGUUGGAAUGGUGCAUCUCCUCCUCGAGGCUGUGAGAUCUUUGUCGGAAAGAUUCCGCGGGAUGUUUAUGAAGAUGAGUUGGUCCCAGUGUUUGAGUCCGUAGGACGCAUCUAUGAGAUGCGCCUGAUGAUGGACUUUGAUGGGAAAAAUCGAGGGUACGCUUUUGUAAUGUACACAGAGAAACACGAGGCCAAGAGAGCCGUGCGGGAGCUGAAUAACUAUGAAGUGCGGCCUGGGCGGCUGCUGGGUGUCUGCUCCUCCGUGGACAACUGCCGUCUUUUCAUUGGUGGCAUUCCCAAGACCAAGAAGCGUGAGGAGAUCCUGGAAGAGGUCUCCAAGGUGACAGAAGGCGUAUUAGAUGUGAUAGUUUAUGCCAGCGCUGCAGACAAGAUGAAGAACCGUGGCUUUGCCUUUGUAGAGUAUGAGUCACAUCGUGCAGCAGCCAUGGCUCGCAGGAAGCUGAUGCCUGGACGCAUUCAGCUGUGGGGCCACCAGAUUGCAGUGGACUGGGCAGAGCCAGAGAUUGAUGUAGAUGAAGACGUGAUGGAAACAGUGAAGAUCUUGUAUGUCAGGAAUCUAAUGAUGGAAACCAGCGAGGAGACGAUCAGACAGAUUUUCAGCCAGUUUAACCCUGGAUGUGUAGAGCGUGUAAAGAAAAUCCGUGACUAUGCCUUUGUCCACUUUACCUCCCGGGACGAUGCUGUGUUGGCUAUGGACAACCUCAAUGGCACAGAGGUAGAAGGGUCCUGCAUUGAGGUGACGCUCGCCAAACCCGUCGAUAAAGAGCAGUACUCACGCCAGAAGGCUUCAAAGGGGGGAGCUUCUGCCACUUCAGAGGCUACUCAGCAGAACUACGUUUAUCAGUGUGAUCCCUACACAUUGGCAUACUAUGGUUAUCCUUACAACACCCUCAUUGGACCCAACAGAGAGUACUUCGUCAAAGGAUCCCCAAUGAUACAGAACAAUGCAGGUACUGUGAGAGGUCGUGGUCGUGCUACUGCAGGUAAUCGUACCCCUGGGCCACGGGGGUCGUACCUCGGAGGUUACUCUGCCGGUCGUGGCAUCUACAGCCGCUACCACGAGGGCAAGACCAAGCAGCCUGAAAAGUCCUAUGAGCUGAUGCCCAGUCUGGAGCUCGCUGCUUCCGUCAACCCAGUUGGCAUCAAACAUGGCACAAUGGCAUUACAGACUCUGGGUGGGCAGUACCCAGUGUUCAGCGCCACUCCUGCAGCCAAGCUGAUGGAGGAGGGGAAGGUGCACACAGUGGAGCAUCUUAUCAACCCUCUGGCCAUGCAGCACCCCGAACACUCCCCCGCUGCUGCUGCUACUGCUGCUGCCACCGUCCUACCUGCGGUCUCUACCCCUCCACCCUUCCAGGGCCGUCCAAUCACUCCAGUCUAUGCCAUGGCCCACAACGUACAGCGCAUCCCAGCAGCUGGUGGUCUGUAUGGACCUGGGUAUGUCCCCAUCACAAACUACACUGCCAACACAGCAGCUCUGGCAGCUCUGCAGAAAAACGCAGCCGUGGCGGCUGCAGCAUACGGAGGUUACGCCGGCUACGCGGUGCCCCAGGCCUUCCCCGCCACAGCCUUCCAGCUGCCCAUCCAUGAUGUCUACCAGACAUACUGAUUAAGAGGCUCAGAUCCUGCCUGUGACUGAACUACAUCUCAGCAUUGUCUGUCCCGUCAUGUAGAAACAUCUCAAACUUGAGCUCGAAAGGAAUUUGUAGCAAAUAUUAAAAGCACACACAGUGACAAACAGCCUGACGUCUCCUAUCGGCCUCGGUAUGUCCUCAACCCAAGGUGAACAUAGUGUUUCUAAUUAGGCAGCAUCACUGUUUUCUACUGAAUAAUGUAACAAACGUAACAAACAACAACUCCCAGUAACGCCCCUCUGCCUUUUUUGUUUCUCUCCGAAUCCCACCACGGGAACACCGAAGGUACGUUCAAGUAUUUAUGAAGAGAAGAUAUAUAUUUAAGGUGUUUAUUCUUUGUAGCUCUCUCUUUCCAUUUUGCCGUGGUAUUUGUUCUAGAUUUUAAACUAUUUUCAGAGUAACAAUAAAAAAGAGAGUCGAGUUAAUCGUAAGGAAGAAAAACUACAACAGGAACUACUGAUAAAUGAGGAUACUGCUGAAGACGGCUGUCUUCAGAUAUACUAAUGCCUUUUCUUUCAUCAUUAUAUAGUAUUUUAGCCAAUUUUACAUGCUGUAGGUGAUGCUGUCCGUCCAUGCUGGUUGAAUGCUUUGAACACGCCUGUUUGGUACUUUUUGGUUAUUGUAGUGUUUAUUGUGUUUUUGGUUGUUUUACAUGAAGGUUCUAGGUUUUCUAGGUUGCAUUUAUUUACCUAUAAUUAGCUCAUUUUUGCUCUUUUUUUUUUGCUUUGCAAGGUUGUUUCUCUGUCUCCUCUUUGAUACUUUGAAACACAUUUGUUGGUUUUCUUUGAAGAAAUGUUGCCUGCUAAAUAUUUGUUAUUUUGACAGAUUCCUGUGGGGAACAAAUAAUUAAGAAAGAAAACUGGAAAGCUUUUUGAAUGAUGUUCAGCUGACGUGGAAAAUGUUCCACAUUUAAAGAAACGGCGGUAAUAGGGGCUUAAGACUGAAUAGAUGUUAGCUGUUUUUUGUUCUUACUCAGUUAUGUAUGUUUUUUUCUGAUGUUUUUAAUUGUGAACAACUACGGACAGAAAUGAGAGACAUUUUUCUAUCUGGACUGGAGCACUCUAACACUUGAACAGCUCGUACUUUUUGCCAGUGCUGACCAAAAACCUUAACAUCCACUUCAGUCUGAGGACUUUAGAAAGACUCCUGACUACAGUGCCUUACACCUACAUGCUGUUUAUGCAACUGCCUGCUUUUCACUGUGCCUUUUUGUAAGAAAACCAAGCCCGCGUGUUUUGGCACAAAGAAGAAUUUGUAUAUCCCAUGACGCAGAUUUGUGGUAUUACUGUAUUGAGGUUUCAGCUUUUGUAGCCAGAUGUGCCAAGGUUGCCUCCAUCCUCUUCCUCCGUCUCCUCUUUAUUUCUCAUCUUGACCGAGGUGCACGUAAAUGUAUUUAUAAAAGGUGAGAAGUUGCCACUUUCAGAUGAAGAGAUAUCAAAUGUGUGAACUGGAGCAAAGUUUGUGCUUCUUCUCAUAUAAAGCCUGCAGCUCCUCAAUGCUCAGCGGGCGCUCUGAAAACUCUGCAGUGCAUCUACACAAGUGUACUUGUGGAAUGGGAAUAACUGGGAGCGAUACGUCCCACUGGAAUAUGCAAGUAUUGUAACACUCGAAUUCAAACAGCUGCUGAUCAUGAAGUCACACUCCACAAGAGCCAUCCUUUAUGAAAAAUGCCAAACAUUUGAGUGUCCUUUUAUUUGUAAACCAGCUCUUUUUUCUUUUGUAUUAUUAUUAUUCUCCUUCACCGCAUUCGAUGGUAUUUUAUUUGCUAAUAUGAGGGCUCCCUGGCUUUUAAGUUUAGGCCCAAGAGUGUGAGUGAAAAGACUGCUUAACUAGUCCAUAUUUGUGUAAUCUCACUCUGUACUCUGCAUUUUACUGCUUCUCUCUCUCCUCUGAAACUGGAUUUAAUAUAGAAAACAAACUGCUGUUAACGGCUCUUAUUAUGAUCUUGUACGAUGACAAUAAGUCGGGAUAUAUUUAAUAUAUGCAUUACGUGUGUUGUUUAUGAAGUGAGAAGAAAAGGCAUAAUAUAUUGUAAAACGUAUUUGUUUUCUUUAUUUACACCUUGUUUAGGUAUAAAAGUCAGACUAACAAAAGUAGAUUUUUUUUUUUUUUUGCCAAAGUGUCCAAUAGUUUGUUAAACAUUCAAGGUUAUUGUGCUUUUGUUAGGUGUAACGUUGUGUUUGCUAUUUGGAACUGGACGCGGUGUUAAGAGUGGGGACGCCAAGUUCUCCCCGUUAUCGAUAUCAAAGGUUAAACCUGGCCCGCCGAGGCGUUACGACCCAUUGGCGCCUCCGGCUCAAUGUGUUGCAACUUUUUUUGGCUAAAUAAUUAAAAGAUCUAAUGAUGGGUGGAUGGGGUAAUGAUUUAGCCUUCACCAAAAUUUCACGUGGUUUUAACAACAGAAAAGUGUGUUCUCCCUUCCACUCACAGCACCUGCUUUACUUUCCAUCACCUGCAUUUCACCCACAAUGCAGCAGCAGCAGGAUGAUCUUCCUGUGUCAGUAUGGAGCUGCGCGUGCCUGGUUUAACUUAGAUGUUCGGGUUUAACAUCUUUAACUCUUCGUAGUGUGUGCCUUUAUUGCCAACAUGUGCCCUUUGUAGACCUAUGCAGACUCUUUUCUAUCAGAAGGCCCUGUUUCCUUGUUCAGCAUUGGUAUAUUUAUAGUGAUAUAGUAGAUAAAUAAAGCAUUUUU